AUGGCGGGUGUUGGAAGGGGGAUGGGGCGGGGCAGUGGCGAUGGCGAUGGCGGGUUGCGAACAGUGGGGGUCGUCGCCGGCGUCCAUAUCCCAUUCCCAGAUCAAGAGGCUAUUCUCGCGUGUCAUGGGAGAGGUCAUGGCAGCGGCAGUGCAACUAUCCCCGUCGGCCGUUCAUCGGGAGGACAAGCAACGGGAUUUCUGGAUGACAUCAACCGAAGCGGAUUUGCCACCGGGGUGGCUCGUCAGGGUGGCAUAAGCAGAGGCCCGGAGGUUCCACUGCCGAUUAAAGAACCAACUAAAGGUAAUGCAAAUGAUGUAACAAACAUAUGGUGUCAUGGGAAAUCAUUGGAAGGACAAGCAUGGGAGUGUGGAUAUUGUGCUUUACUUAGACAUGGUGGGGGUGCAACCCGAUUCAAGCAGCAUAUAGCUGGAUUGGGCCCUCAUGUCUUCUCUUGCAUGAAUGCACCUCAUCAUGUAGUUGCCAUUUUUCGGAAAGCCAUUCCAGAGGGAGAGGCCCGAAGGAGGACUUCCAAAGAAGGAAAGAAAAGAGUGGUGAAGAUGAAGAUGAUGAGAUACUCCAGCAGACCCUACGAAAUUCAUUACGUGGAGAUCAUGGGAGAACCAGCGUUGUUAAAGGAAGUGUAG
This is a messenger RNA of Triticum turgidum subsp. durum (durum wheat), 645 nucleotides long. NCBI's taxonomy places the organism in Eukaryota, Viridiplantae, Streptophyta, Magnoliopsida, Poales, Poaceae. The record is from the annotation of a GenBank genome assembly.